Dermatophagoides farinae (American house dust mite) is the source of this 1281-nucleotide messenger RNA. RefSeq lists its product as uncharacterized. The record is from RefSeq and is a predicted model, not a curated record. Lineage: Eukaryota; Metazoa; Arthropoda; Arachnida; Sarcoptiformes; Pyroglyphidae.
AAAUCUAUACAUUCUAUAUGAACGAUCAUUUUUGGAUCAUGUGUCGCCGUCUGAUGAACAGUGAGGAAAACUUUCAUCAAUUGAUCCUCAUCAUCGAUGUGUUUAUAUAAGCACAGAACGAACAACUUACACGUGUUAAUAUUUUUACUCAUUACAAAUAGCUUUUAUCUUUAAGAAAAAAAUUGAUUACAAUAUCAUCAUUAUCAAUUACCAUAAUCGGUCAUGUAUGCUAUAACACCCGUAUAUAAAUCAAUACAUCAUUUCGAUUCGAAUGUGAUACAAACAUCAAUGUAUUCAAUGAAACCAUAUUAUUCGGGUAUAAUGGAAAACGAUCAACAACAGUUAUCGUCGUCAUCGAUUGAUUUACCAUCCGGACCGUUACCAAUUCCUACCGAUUUAGAUCUGGAAAAAGAUCAUGAUGCACGUAUGGCAUUGGAAGAUUUACUUUCAAGACAAAUGUUAUUAUUAUGUCGAUUAAAUGAUCUGGAACGUAAAUUGAUCGAUGUUAAUGACAUUCAAAUUAAACAAGAAAAAUUUGUAUCAAAAUUAUUAAAACCAUUGACCGAAAAUUAUGAAGAUAUUGUCAUCCAUUUUGAUCUGGAUCAUCCGCCAACAACAUUGUUGACAGUAUUGAGUUUUAUGAUUAAAGAUUCACCGGAAUUAUUUCUAAUCAAUUAUCAUGUUCAUUCAUCAUUGCAUGGUUGUUCAUCAAUUAUCGUUAAACAAUUUCAAAUGAAACAACAAGAUCUUAAUGCUAAACUUGAACAAAUUAAUUUUCGUUUCAAUACUUUGCAAGAUAAUAGUGAUCGAUUGAAACGAAAGAUUAUUAUAAAAUUUAUAGCCAAAAAAUUUUAUGAUGAUAAUAAUCAAAUGGAAGCUAUAUUUAAAUCCAAUCAACCAUCAAUCAAAGGUGAAUUGAAUAUUAUUCAACAUUUAUGCUUGAUGAUUUCGGCUAAUGAUUCGAAUGAAUGUGAUGAACUAUGGAAACUAUUACAACCACCAAAUGAUAUACAAUCCGAUCGAUAUUGUAUUGAAAAAUUGGGCCGAUAUUUUAUGGGUCUUGGUGAACGACGAUUUUUUUUCAAUCAUCCGCAACCACAAUUGAUUGAUAUUAUUAUCUGGAGUUUAGCUAAUCGAUCACGUGCAUUACGUUCAUUAAUGGAUGCUAAAUGGUACAAGGUGAUCGAAUCAAUGUUAAUGUCUGUUUAAUAUUCAGGAAAAAAAUGUUUUGAUUUUAAAUUUAAAAGAAACCCAAAUAAAAUAGAAAAAUGUUAAAUUUAA